Alosa alosa (allis shad) is the source of this 1857-nucleotide messenger RNA. It is a transcript of the gene ednrba, whose product is annotated as endothelin receptor Ba. The transcript has 7 exons. Gene Ontology annotation, biological process: G protein-coupled receptor signaling pathway; enteric nervous system development; regulation of blood pressure. Bases 431 to 1717 code for a protein of 428 amino acids. NCBI's taxonomy places the organism in Eukaryota, Metazoa, Chordata, Actinopteri, Clupeiformes, Clupeidae. The record is from RefSeq and is a predicted model, not a curated record. Gene Ontology annotation, cellular component: membrane. Gene Ontology annotation, molecular function: endothelin receptor activity.
UCGGCGCAUAAAACUGUUAAACACUGAAAUGGGCUUUUCACAGUGGUAAGAGUGGGAUCGUUAUCUAAAAACACCUCAGAAGCACAGAGAAAUGGAGGAACUAUUUACACCGCAAUUAAUAUCCUAAUGAAGAGCAACAGCGGUUGGAUCAUUUGGGGAAACGCGCUCAUGAAGGAAUUUGGCGCAACAAGUCGCAAGAAGGAUGCCAGCAGUGUAAACUCAAGUAGAAGUUUCUAAGAACUAAGAAAUAACAUAUUAUUUGCUAACUUUAUCUUCAAGGUUAGAUGUUUAUUCUUGACGCAAGUUUUGAGAUUGGCAUAGUUUAAAUGUUUUGCAAAGGUUAGCGCGAGUGGUACUUGAAAUUGCAAUUUUUUGAAACAUAAUUUCUUGUUAGAAUAGAGUUUUUUCUUCUCCUUAUCCACGCACCGCGAUGGCAAAGUUCAAUUUCGCACUGUUUGCAUAUCUUAUUGUGGCGGGACACUGUCUAGCGGUUUUCGCUCAGGCCAAACCUGAUCCACAGCUACGGCAGGUUUCCCACGACGUUCCCUCGGGACCCACCCCUGCCACCGCAAGACCCGGAGGCAGCAGAAACACUUUCAUGGGUCAAAACAUGUCCAUUCCUCGGCGGCCUAGACUUCCACCGCUUCCAAUGUGCACAGGACCCACAGAAAUCCGCGACACGUUCAAGUACAUUAACACGGUGGUGUCCUGUCUUGUGUUUGUCGUUGGGAUAAUUGGAAAUUCCACGUUGUUGAGAAUAAUCUACAAAAACAAAUGCAUGAGAAACGGACCUAACAUCCUUAUCGCCAGUCUGGCUCUUGGAGAUCUGUUACAUAUAGUGAUUGGCAUCCCCAUCAAUGUUUACAAGCUUCUGGCAGAGGACUGGCCAUUUGGAGUCGGAUUCUGCAAACUGGUCCCGUUUGUGCAAAAAGCUUCGGUUGGAAUUACAGUGUUGAGUUUGUGUGCACUGAGCAUUGACAGGUAUCGAGCCGUGGCAUCCUGGAACCGCAUAAAGGGUAUCGGCGUGCCCAAAUGGACCGCCAUCGAGAUCAUACUGAUCUGGGUUCUGUCCAUCCUCCUGGCGGCUCCGGAGGCCGUGGCUUUCGACAUGAUCACGAUGGACUACAAAGGGGAGCAUCUGAGGAUCUGUCUGUUGCAUCCCAUGCAGAAAACAGAGUUCAUGAGGUUUUACAAAUCAGCUAAAGACUGGUGGCUUUUUAGCUUCUACUUCUGCAUGCCACUGGCCUGCACAGCCCUCUUCUACACACUCAUGACCUGUGAGAUGCUACGCAAGAAGAACGGCAUGCAGAUUGCCCUCAGUGACCAACUCAAGCAGAGACGCGAGGUGGCCAAGACAGUGUUCUGCCUGGUGCUGGUAUUCGCUCUGUGCUGGCUCCCUCUGCACCUGAGCCGCAUCCUCAAGCUGACCAUCUACGACGAGGGAGACCCCAACCGCUGUGAACUGCUCAGUUUCUUUCUCGUUCUGGACUACAUCGGCAUAAACAUGGCUUCUGUGAACUCUUGUAUCAACCCCAUCGCUCUUUAUAUGGUCAGCAAGAGGUUCAAGACCUGCUUCCGGUCGUGCCUGUGCUGCUGGUGCCUGCCCCCUGAGAUGCUUUCCAUGGAUGAGAAGCAGUCCUGCAUGAAGCUCAAGCCCACAGACCGGGCCUCGGAGCAGAGCAACUCCCGUGUCACCAACAAGUACACCUCUGCCUGAGCACGACCCCCCUCAUGCCCCCACGAACCCCCCGCCCUGUGUCACCUCCAAAGUCCAAAGGCACUUCACUGACUCCAGACCUCUUCAAAAAGGCUCUUGUCCAUGGCGAAGGUCAUUUCCCCCACCCACCCACCCCCCCA